GAUAUCGGAGGGAAGCACGCACACGGGGUUCGAGGGAGCAACGGGGAGUUAUUGUAUUUACAGCCUUUUCACUGUAAAUAAAGAGCACUGUUUGCAUCGCAGAGUCUGCGUUUUGGGUCCUCCUUUCCCCACAUCCCCACGGUCUGCCAGCCAGCCCGUGACAACGGUUGGGAUUAGGUUUAUAUUCUGGAGGUUGGACGGGAUUACGCAGCGCAAUUCCCCGUGCUGCGCGGUGCUCUCUGGGAUUCACCACACGGCAUUUCUCAGUUUCCACGAACUGAUCGACGAUCCCUCCCACACCCCGCGGUCCUCCUGAGAUACACUAGCUAUAUGGAAACAUGGCCAACGUUCCGCAGAUCGUGAAAAUUGGGAUUUCACUGAAGAUGCUUCCUAACAACACAGCCGUGUACUUCAAAUCCGACGGGACCCGGUUCGGACAGACCCGAACCAUCAAGCUUCUGACCGGGUCGAAGUACAAAAUCGAGGUGGUUGUUAAACCAGGAGCGGUCGAGGCCACGUCAAUGAGCGUGGGUGGGGUGACCUUCCCCCUGGAGCAGCAGUCUAAAGACCCACAGUCUGUGGUCUAUACUGGCCUGUACGAGACAGAAGGUGUGGCACAUACCAAAAGUGGAGAGAGGCAACCAGUUCAGGUCAGCAUACAGGUGAUCUUGGACUCUCAAAUGGAAUCGCAAAUCUCAAGAAGACCUUCUUUCUUAGACUUCAGUGAGAUCCAUGGACUAUCCCAUUGUUUUGAAUAUCCAUUCACAGAGGCGGGAAUGUUUGAAACGGUGUGGCAGGUGAAGUACUACAACUACAACAAGAGGGAUCACUGCCAGUGGGGAAACAGCUUCAACAGCAUUGAAUACGAAUGCAAACCCAACGACACGCGUACGCUCAUGUGGGUCAACAAAGAGAUGUUUGUGUGAUGGUCUGAAAGAUUUUUAAAAUCAUCUGCAUGUUGUUUUGAAAUGAAGACAAUUCUGUGGUUUUACUCUGUUUUCUGUCUGUCUGCAAUCUGCCAAUAUCGGAAAAACUAAAGGUAUUUGAAGAGAAAAUGCAGGAUUUCCCUCCAUUAUGCCCUCAAGAAUGUGUUCAGGCUCCUGCUAAUUCAUUUCUAAUGGUUUGAAAUAUAAAAUGCAGUGAUGUUUCCAGUCUUUUCGCAUUUAUUGAGGCUAAAAUUAAAUGAAGUUUUAUGAGGCAAAUAUUUUUUUUCACAUGCAGUUUUUUUGUGACAUCUGGUAAACCCCAAGUGUGACAAGAGUUACAUGUAUGUACAUGGGUGUAUGUGUGUGAGAGUGCCUGUGUGUUUAGUUACAGUAUCUGUUUACAUAUGGUGCUUGUACAGACGUGCAUGUACUUUGAAGCUACUGAACGUCUACAGAGAGUUUCAUUUCAAAAUCCAAACUUUCCACAAAAGGAAACACAGAGCAUUCUAGUGUGGUUAAAGAAAUUCUUCAGACAUGCCUAAAAAUGAAUUACAUCAUUCUCUGUCUGAUUUAACAAGUGCAGUAAUUUAUACAAGAAUCUGUCACUGUAAUAUAAAUUUAGAAUUUAUAUUCAAUUGAAUUCAGCUUCAUUUAUGCUGUGCCAAGGCUGAAGGCUGUUCUUAUUAUCCAAACAGCUGUUUUGUUGGUGCUGUUGCCAUUUUAAGUCAUUAUUGACUGCUUCUAUGCAAACUUUGGUUAGUUGUUGUUACCCAAAAUCAUAACUGUCUUGUUUGAUAAAUGUUUUCAGCCCAUAUCAUUUUGCAAUGGAUUGAACUUGUGAGUCUUGUGAGUCAGCAACCAUGAAAUUAUCUAAACUUUGCUGUCACACUUCGAGUGAUUUUUAAAAUAGUCCCAAUUUUGGAAUGAAACCCUCAGGGUAGUGUUGUGGAUCAGUGUGUUUUAUCAUUUGUGUAAUACAGUGUGGCAAAUAGGAGUUUUGGAUUUGGGUGAAGUUGUGCCCCUGUCUAGUGUAUGUUUAUUCUCUCUACCUCUAACAGUGGUCCUUGCCACGGAUAUUUGUGCGUAAAGACAAAUAAUUUAUUUGGAAUAUUUGGACCAUUUUGUUCUAUUUAAUGUGGUAAAUAUAUGAUAUUUAAAAAAAUGUAUUUUUGUACAGUGAGUGGACCAUGUGAAAUGUUUUUACGUUACUGUGUGUACUUUGUAGAAAUGACAACUAUUUUCAAUUAAAUACUUUACUUACCUAUGCAAGAAA
Haplochromis burtoni (Burton's mouthbrooder) is the source of this 2199-nucleotide messenger RNA. It is a transcript of the gene cnrip1b, whose product is annotated as cannabinoid receptor interacting protein 1b. Gene Ontology annotation, biological process: negative regulation of signaling receptor activity. Gene Ontology annotation, cellular component: plasma membrane. Gene Ontology annotation, molecular function: type 1 cannabinoid receptor binding. The record is from RefSeq and is a predicted model, not a curated record. Lineage: Eukaryota; Metazoa; Chordata; Actinopteri; Cichliformes; Cichlidae. Bases 339 to 926 code for a protein of 195 amino acids. The transcript is spliced from 4 exons.